UAAUGCAAAAUGGAACCGAGGCCUGAUUUUUAGGCCUGAAAUCAGGAAAAGUCGUGAAGCAAACUACGAUCACUCGUGAAACAUUUGUAUGGACAUGGAAGAGGCCUAGUAAUUGUAAAAAUGACUUGAUUUUGAACCACAUAUAUUUACUGCAAAAGCUGGAGGGUCAGUAGUAUCCAAGUUAUGUCCAAGUUUACAUCGAUUGAUCGGCUCGAAGGGUCGUCAAAUGAGGUUGGUGGCCUAAUUAUUAAGAAAAAGAAAACAGGAGAUCAAGGAGAAAACAGAGAGUUCAAGCGUCCUUCGGAAAGCCGUCUUGGUUUAAAGAGACUUGCAGAGGAAAAGAGGAAACAGAAAGAUGAAGAGGCGAGGAUAAAAGAAGCGGGGGAAGAGUAUUCGAGGUAUAAAGAUGAAAAAGAAGAGAGUGAUUCUUACAGCGAAAAGAGGUAUAAAAAAGAUGGACGUCAUUACAGGGCAUAUAAACCCGAGACUCCAUCACAUCCUGGUGGGGUAAAUAAAGAGGCACAAGCAAGGAUAAAAGAGAGGUAUGAAAGAAGUAGGGAUAAGGGGGUUUAUGCAGACAGUAGAGAUAAUAAAAGGAAAAAGGGUAGAACAGAGGCAAGAACUGAUGAAGACUCUGCAGCAUCAAGGUACUACAAAAAGAGAGAAAAAGAAAUGAAACGUGAUUCAGAAAGACGCAAAGGUGAUAAAAGAUCUGAAAAAGAUUAUGGAAGGCAUUCAAGUACAAGAAGAGGAUAUGAGCAGUGGGAGGAUACCCCAAGUAGAAGUAGGCGAUCUGGUAGUGAUGGCAAUGAAAGUACUCCAAGAAUAAGUUCUAGAGAGAUCAAAACACCAUCACGUAGCACCUGGGAUGAUGAAACUCCUGGCAAGUCAAAGUGGGACAUAGAGUCACCUAGAUACUCCAGCUCUUCAGAAAGAAAAGAGAGAAGGAUGCCUGCAGAUGGGGAAACACCAAGGUUCACCCCAACUCAUAAGUAUAAUGCUUGGGCUGAUGACAAAAGAAAACUUGGUACAACUCCAGGGUCUAUUAGAAGAGGCAGAAGAAGAGAUUCAGAUGAGGAUGAUGAUGAUGGAAAACUUCCAAAUCAGGAUAAGCAACAAUGGGAAGAAGAGCAGAAGAAACUUGACCGUGCUUGGUAUGACAUGGAUGCUGGCUACGAUGAAAACUCAAAUCCUUUUGCAAAUGUAUCAGAAGAAUAUGCCAAGAAAAGAGAGGAAGCCCUUAAGAAACAAAGACAGAAGAAAAUAUCUGCCAGGGCGAGACAAGUUAGAAAGGAUAACGAGCUUUGGGAGACAAAUCGUUUACUAACGAGUGGAGUCGUUCAGCGGACAGAGUUCGAUGAAGACUUUGAUGAGUCCGAUGAGGCCAAAGUCCAUCUCCUUGUUCAUAAUAUUGUCCCCCCAUUUCUAGACGGCAGGUUCAUUUUUACUAAGCAGCCUGAACCUGUAAUACCAAUAAAGGACCCUACCUCAGAUAUGGCAACUGUCGCACGCAAAGGAUGCCAUGUCGUCAGGUUGCACAGGGAACAAAAAGAGCGGCUAAAGGCCCAAAAGAAGGAAUGGGAGCUUGCGGGAACAAAGCUUGGCAAUAUCAUGGGGAUCAAAAAGAAGGAUGAAGACGAUGAGGAUAAGAACAAGAACGAUGUUGAUUACAAGUCCAGUCAGCGUUAUGCUGACGUAAUGAACGAUCAAAAUGAGGGUGUCAGUGACUUCGCAAGGAAGAAAUCACUUAAAGAGCAGAGGGAGUUUCUUCCUAUAUUUGCAGUCCGCCAAGAGCUAUUACGUAUCGUGAGAGACAAUAACAUUGUCGUUAUUGUUGGAGAAACUGGAUCAGGAAAGACAACGCAGCUCACCCAGUAUAUGCACGAGGAUGGAUAUACAAAAUAUGGUAUGAUAGGGUGCACUCAGCCUCGUAGGGUUGCUGCAAUGUCAGUUGCGAAGCGUGUCAGCGAAGAAAUGAAAGUACACCUAGGCGAUGAAGUUGGAUAUGCAAUUAGAUUCGAAGAUGUAACGAAUGAGAAAACAAUGAUAAAAUACAUGACGGAUGGGAUUUUGCUGCGUGAAUCAUUAAAAGAGGCUGAUUUGGACCAUUACAGCGUGAUUAUUAUGGACGAAGCACACGAAAGAUCCCUGAACACGGACGUUCUGUUUGGCCUUUUACGAGAGGUUGUUGCUCGUAGAAAUGACCUUAAGCUCAUAGUUACUUCGGCUACUAUGGAUGCUACUAAGUUUUCGAAUUUCUUUGGAAAUGUUCCUGUUUAUACGAUCCCCGGUCGUACAUUUCCUGUUGAUGUUUUGUACAGCAAGACUACGAUCGAUGACUACGUAGAUGGAGCUGUCAAACAAGCACUUCAGAUCCAUUUGACGCCAACAAAAGGCGAUAUACUGAUAUUUAUGCCAGGACAAGAAGACAUUGAAGUUACGUGUGAUUUGAUUUCAGAGCGACUGGCAGAAGUUGACGAAGCACCCCCGUUGGCUGUCUUGCCUAUCUACUCUCAACUUCCAAGUGAUCUGCAAGCGAAAAUCUUCGAAAAAGCCCCGGAUGGCGUACGAAAAUGCAUCGUAGCCACGAAUAUUGCAGAAACAUCUUUGACUGUCGAUGGUAUCAUGUUUGUUGUUGACGCUGGUUAUUGCAAGUUGAAGGUGUUCAAUCCGAGAAUUGGCAUGGACUCUUUGCAAGUAUUCCCCAUUAGCCAGGCGAACUCUAAUCAAAGGUCCGGCAGAGCUGGGAGGACUGGACCCGGGCAAGCAUUUCGACUAUAUACCGAGCACCAAUACAAGGAAGAAAUGUUGCGAACGACUGUCCCUGAGAUUCAGCGAACAAAUUUGGCAAACGUGGUUCUGCUUCUGAAAUCGCUCAAUGUUGAGAAUCUACUCGAGUUUCACUUCAUGGAUCCUCCUCCGCAGGACAAUAUCCUAACAUCAAUGUACCAGCUCUGGGUGCUCGGAGCUUUGGACAAUACUGGUACCCUAACAAACCUUGGAAGAAAGAUGGUUGAGUUUCCACUAGACCCUGCGUUAUCGAAAAUGUUGAUAACAUCGUUAGAUAUGGGAUGCAGUGAUGACGUACUGAUUAUUGUUUCUAUGCUGUCGGUUCCUUCAAUAUUUUACCGGCCUAAAGGACGCGAAGAAGACAGCGAUAAUGCACGAGAAAAGUUCCAGGUUCCUGAGAGUGACCAUUUAACGCUCCUCCAUGUUUACCAACAAUGGAAGGCUAACGAAUAUUCAGCAUCAUGGUGCAACGAACACUUCAUACAUGUGAAGGCCAUGCGCAAGGUAAGAGAAGUCCGUUCGCAGCUUAAAGACAUAAUGUACCAACUGAAGAUGGACAUCAAAUCAUGUGGCUUUGAAUGGGAUCUUAUAAGGAAAUGUAUUUGUUCUGCUUACUUUCAUCAAGCUGCCAGACUAAAGGGCAUCGGUGAAUAUGUGAACUUACGUACAGGUAUGCCUUGCCACCUUCACCCUACAAGCGCCUUAUAUGGAAUGGGGUACAGCCCGGACUAUGUUGUUUACCACGAGCUCAUUAUGACCGCCAGGGAAUAUAUGCAAUGUGUUACAGCUGUGGAUGGAACGUGGCUGGCCGAGCUUGGUCCCAUGUUUUUUUCGGUCAAAGAUUCUACUGCUGCCCGACAGGAGAAACGAGUGAAAACUGAAAAUAAUAAAGAAGCAAUGGAAGAAGAAAUGAAAGAAGCAAGUAAAAAGCUGAAAGACAGGGAGAUCGAAAGACUCCACGUAACACCAUCACCAAGGAGCCAAAUCGCCACCCCAGGCAGGAAGACACCCUCUACACCAAGACGCACCCCAUACAAGUUUGGGCUUUAACUAACGGGAUAGGCCUACCUGGUAUGGAGAAAUCGAUGGUAAAAAGAGUCAAUGCCAAAGCUGGAAAUAUCAUGGAGACUGCAGCUUUUCUAGAUGAUAUCCUUGAUGGCAAAAGUGCAUUCACAUACCACCGGUGGUUUCAGCAAUUAAGCUUCAAAUGGGCACUUCAUUUUGAAGACUAUUUCGGAGGAUCUGGAAGUCUUUGAUAGUCUUUGAUACUUUUAUCUUGUUCUGGACCUUAGUAUUUCCCUACUGAAAAAGUCUGAAGGAGGAACUGGACGCUCGCUUCUUGUGUAAAGACUCUUACGUACAUUUGUAGUUAAAUGAAAAACCAAACUUUGUUACUAUAUUAACAAUAGUACGAGUUCUUUUAAAAAACAAAUUUAAAAACAUCGCAUGUUCUACCUUAGCAAGUGAAAGAAAACAUUAAGUAAGUGUUAUUGUGGAUCUAUAAUGCAUGACGAAAUCCAGAUCUAGUAGGUGUAUGUCCUUUUGAUGCUCUGUUAGACAAUGCCCAACAAGAUCCUUGCAUCAGUAGGCCCUCGUUUGACAUGGAAAGCAAAAAGUUAUUGUAUUUGUGCAUCUAUUUUUUAAUGAAGAAUUGAGCCAUCCACUUGACUAGAAAAGCUUGGAAA
Rhopilema esculentum is the source of this 4475-nucleotide messenger RNA. RefSeq names its product pre-mRNA-splicing factor ATP-dependent RNA helicase PRP16. Gene Ontology annotation, molecular function: ATP binding; RNA binding; 3'-5' RNA helicase activity. Gene Ontology annotation, cellular component: intracellular anatomical structure. NCBI's taxonomy places the organism in Eukaryota, Metazoa, Cnidaria, Scyphozoa, Rhizostomeae, Rhizostomatidae. The record is from RefSeq and is a predicted model, not a curated record.